Molecule: messenger RNA, 2574 nt
Organism: Eriocheir sinensis (Chinese mitten crab)
Lineage: Eukaryota; Metazoa; Arthropoda; Malacostraca; Decapoda; Varunidae
Product: vigilin-like
Exons: 2
Coding region: 280-2355 (691 amino acids)
Molecular function (GO): RNA binding
Source: RefSeq, a predicted model, not a curated record
UGCUUCAAGGACAAAGAGUGCUCAUGAGACCGCGGGGCCGAGCCGAGUGUUUCUCAAAAGUGUGACUUAAUUGUGAGAGUGCCGACUUAAUGAGGUCCCCGAGCUGUGUGUGUGUGUGUGUGUGUGUGUGUGUGUGUGUGUGUGUGUGUGUGUGUGUGUGUGUGUGUUCCCCAACCCCCUCAAAGUUACCAUCCCCUUUCUCCCCUAAGGUCCUUGCAGCGUCUUUUCGUACUUUUACAAUUCAAAGGUUACCUUUGAAAUACACACCUUCACAUUGAAAUGGAACUCUACAUCACAGUGAAGGCCAUCCUGAAGAGCACUCUCAUGGGCGCCGUGCUGGGCCUUGUUGCCCUGCUCGGCGGCGCGGCGUGGAAGGCCGCGACCACCGCCUCGCGGGCGUGCGAGGUGGUGCAGGCGUGGGAGGACAAGGGCCUCCACGCCACCAACCUGUGGCGGGCGCGGGAGAUGCUGGCCCGCCAAGGGUGGCUGGGCCCCCUGCGCCCUAACCCCCCUCUGGACCCCCUGGAGGCCUGCGGGCUGGUGCCGGGCGAGGCGUCGGCCUACUGGUGGCGGCUGCUGCUGCAGCCCCGCCAGGCAGGGCGGCUCCUUGCCUGCCUGGAGGAGCGGGUGGUCGAGGCCGAGCACGACCACGAGGCUUUCGGGGCCCGCCUGUGCUGGGGCGUCAUCCUGGCGCUGGUGGUGCCUCUGGGCCUAGUGGCCGCGCGUCGCCUCGUCCGCCGCUCAGUGAUGGGAGUUCGUGGGCAACAGGAGAGCCCAAGCAUCGACUGUUUUGAUGAUGCCCCUGAAGGCGAUGCCUGCGAGGCAUUGGUGGAAGAUUGGGCAACCCCGGCAGCCGAUGUGAGUGUAAAGGAGGAAACGUUGACUGCAGCGACAGCAGUUGUUGAAGAGAUCAAUGAAGAGGAAUGCUGGGCAACCCCAGCAGAGUAUGUGGAGGAGUUGAUGGUGAAGGAGGAGGAGAGAAAGGCAACGGAAGAUGAUGAAUCUGUAGGCGCAGAGGCUACACCUACAGAUUUACCCCCUGCUGCAGACGACUGUGUGGAGUGUGUGGAGGAGCAAGAUCCUGAGGAUAUGAAUGUGUUGAUCGCUGCAGAGAAUGCGGAGUAUGAGGAAGUGAAGGAAGAAAGCAGUGGCGAAGAGAACACGGAGGUAGAAAGAACAGAUAAUGAUGCGGAUAACAAGGCCGCCGAUAAAACAGAAGAAGCGGCCGAAGUGCCGCCAGUUCCUGGCGACUUUGUGCAGGACAAAGUGGUGAGCGAGGAGCCCGAGGGUCUCGCGGGCCAAGAGCCACAGAGAAGCACGCUCCCGACGGAGGCGUCGCCCAUCAAGGGGCAGACGGUCACGAAAAAGAAAAGGAAAAGGAAGCGCAAGAACCUUGACCCCGCCCAUGUGCUGAAGGCAUCUGGUGACGCACAUGUCAAAGACGAACACAAAACGGAUGCCAAGACUGACGUCAAGGAGAAGGCGGAGCCAAAGGAUGAGACCAAAGGAAAGGCGGUGCCAAAGGCUGAGGUCAAGGGAAAGGCGGUGCCAAAGGCAGAGACCAAAGGAAAGGCGGUGCCAAAGGAUGAGACCAAAGGAAAGGCGGUGCCAAAGGCUGAGGUCAAGGGAAAGACAGUGACUCCUGCUGAUGAGAAAAAGACCAAAGCAGUGAAGCAGAAUGUUACGGUGAAGCAGGUCACGCAGACGAAAAAGAAGCCUGUAGCGGCCCAGCCCAAGGCAGCCCCGCCCAGCCCGCCCCUCCACAGCGUGCGGCAGUCCUGGCAGGAGGACGUGGUGACGGUGCGGCUGCCGGUGCCGCCGGCCAGACGCAGGUACGUCAUCGGCCAGCGAGGGGACACGGUCCGGCAGUUGCGGCGGGACUACCCUGGCGUGCACGUGGCAGUGCCGCUGCCGAAGGACCCCGACACCCACGUGAUCUUCAGGGGCCCAAAGAGCCAGGCGGACGCCGCGUCGCGGGAAGUCGCCGCGCGCCUCCAGGCCAUUGAGGCUCAAAUCCGCGAGGCCGCGCUUCGGCGCCAGGAGGCCGUGACCACGGCGGUGCUGGACGUGGCGCCCAACAGGCGUCGUCUCGUGGUGGGCCCCGGGGGCGAGGAGCUCAUAAAGCUGCAGCAGCAGCACCCCGGCGUGAGGGUCUCCGUUCCGCCCGCCAUCGACACGGAGUCCAGCAGUGUCACCAUCAGGGGGCCGCCCGCUGAGGUGCGAGCCGUCCAGGCCAAGAUCAAGAACCGUCUGGCAGCGAUCGAGCGACAGCGGCAGCUCCUGAGGGCCCGCAGGCGGCGGCGACCCCGAGGAGCGGCUUCUGCGGCAGGGGCUUCCCCGGCCAAAAGUUGCUAAGGUGUUGACGCCAGUGUCGCGUGUUGCCGCUGCGUCAGUGCCCACAGUGUUGUGGCGGCCAGCGGGGAGUGUUUCAGUGUUUUAGCGGAGAUUACUUACUUAACUGUGUUUCUUACUUAACAUCUGAUCAUUUAUUAAAGUCAACCUUAGUUAUUUUCUUAUUAUAUCUUUCCUUUUAAUAACGAUUCUAACAUAUGCUUGCGGCCACUGAAAUAUUCC